Messenger RNA from Trifolium pratense (red clover), 2208 nucleotides. Its product is annotated as flavonoid 3',5'-hydroxylase 1-like. The record is from RefSeq and is a predicted model, not a curated record. Bases 294 to 1841 code for a protein of 515 amino acids. Gene Ontology annotation, molecular function: monooxygenase activity; heme binding; iron ion binding. The transcript has 2 exons. Lineage: Eukaryota; Viridiplantae; Streptophyta; Magnoliopsida; Fabales; Fabaceae.
AGGCCUUGAUGUGCAGUAAAUGCUCAUCAUUCCGAUUUACGGCCGUUACGAUACGUAAGAGUAUCAGACCGUUGGAGGCUUGCUCGGAUCGUGUUUGUUCGACACCCUCUGAUGCUCGAGCUCGACGCUCGGCCCAGAACAGUAAGGAUACCAAAAUUUGGUUAAAAUAAUUUGCCUAAAAAGGAAAUGAUGUAAACCAACCGAAGUGAAUAAUUAUAAAUAGUUGCACCCUAAGAGUUAUAACAUUCACAAUCUCUUGAAUUAAUCACAAAUUAUAGCAAAAAAGCUUAACCAUGGUGAUGAUCACUCAAUACCAAACCUUCCUUUACAAAGAACUUUUUAUCUCCUUUUUCAUUUUCUUGAUAACCUGUUUCAUCAUAAGUUUUCUCUUAAAAAAAAACCUUAAAAAACUUCCACCGGGCCCAAAAUGUUAUCCAAUUGUAGGUGCACUCCCACUAAUGGGAACCAUGCCUCAUGUUACCCUAUUCAAAAUGUCACAAAAAUAUGGACCCAUAAUGUACCUAAAAAUGGGAUCAAACAACAUGGUUGUAGCAUCAACUCCUUCUUCAGCCAAAGCAUUUCUCAAAACACUUGACCAAAAUUUCUCCAAUAGGCCGAAAAAUGCCGGCGCAACUCACAUAGCUUAUGAUUCACAAGACAUGGUUUUUGCAGACUAUGGAUCUAGGUGGAAAUUACUUAAGAAACUAAGUAACUUGCACAUGUUCGGCGGACAGGCUCUCAAAGACUGGUCGAAAGUUCGUGCGGAUGAAGUGGGUCAUAUGAUUCAUACAAUGUACGAUUGUAGUAAGAAAGACAAAUCUAUUGUUGUGGCCGAAAUGUUGACAUGUGCUAUGGCCAAUAUGAUAGGUCAAGUUGUAUUGAGCCGUCGCGUGUUCGAAACAAAAGGUUCUGAAUCAAAUGAAUUUAAGGAUAUGGUUGUUGAGCUAAUGACAACUGCCGGAUAUUUUAACAUUGGUGAUUUUAUUCCAUUUCUUGCUUGGUUGGAUCUUCAAGGAAUUGUACGAAGUAUGAAGAGUUUACACAAAAAGUUUGAUGCUUUGUUGACAAAGAUGAUUGAGGAGCAUGUGGCAUCUAGUCAUACAAAUCCUCGGGUUAAGCCUGAUUUCUUAGACAUUCUCAUUGCUCAAAGUAACGAAGAUUCUAAUGGGGAGAAAUUAACACUCACUAACAUCAAGGCAUUACUCUUGAAUCUAUUUAUCGCAGGAACAGAUACAUCUUCAAGUAGCAUAGAAUGGGCCCUAGCAGAAAUGUUGAAGAAUCCCAAAAUAAUGGAAAGAGCUCAUCAAGAAAUGGACCAAGUAAUAGGCAAAGAUCGUCGCCUACAAGAAUCAGACAUUCAAAAACUUCCUUAUUUACGAGCAAUUUGCAAAGAAACAUUUAGAAAACAUCCUUCAACACCACUAAACUUGCCAAGAGUUUCCUUACAACCAUGUGAAGUGAAUGGAUAUUACAUACCAAAAAACACUAGACUAAGUGUGAACAUUUGGGCCAUAGGAAGAGACCCAAAUGUGUGGGAGAAUCCUUUGGAAUUUAAUCCUGAAAGGUUCCUGAGUGGUAAAAAUGCUAAAAUUGAUCCGCAGGGAAAUGAUUUUGAGUUGAUUCCAUUUGGUGCGGGGAGAAGAAUUUGUGCUGGGGCAAGAAUGGCGAUCGUGCUUGUUGAAUACAUUUUGGGAACUUUGGUGCAUUCAUUUGAUUGGAAGUUACCGAAUGAUGCUGUGGAUUUGAACAUGGAUGAGUUAUUUGGGCUUGCUUUGCAGAAAAAAGUUCCUCUUGCUGCUUUUGCUAGCCCAAGAUUGUCUCCAUCUGCUUAUAUUCCUUGAGAAUUACUUUUGCUACCCUACUUAUUCUAGGGCGUGUCCUACGAAAUUACCAUACUAUCCAUGUACGUUACUUAAGUUACGGAAUACUGUCCGUGACUUAAGAUAAGGAGUGGAUGUGUAAACAAUUUCAGAACUCCAAAUGACCAAAACUUGUCUAUCAUGUGCGUUUUUUUUUUUUUUUUUGUUUUUUUAUAAUAAAGUAUGUGUGUUUUUUUUUAUUGCAUAGUAGGUGGGUGCUUUUAUUCUAAAUAACUCUUUUAUUAGGGGGUUUUAUCAGCAUAUUAUAUUGUAUGUGUGUACCUUACCAAAAAAAAUUGUAUGUGUUUUAUUAGUAAUAUUUGAAGUAUGCUGAUUUUCUUUUACAAAA